AUGGCUCUCGAAGCGCUUCCGGCGUUCUCGCACGCCCCUUAUGCUGCCGGCCUCUUCUUCAUUGCCGUGUCUUACUUCGUCAUUUACCCUCUUAUCACAUACUUCAGAGAUCCCAAAGGUCUACGAAAAUUCCAAAAUUUCAGUCCACUUGCGGGUGCCUCCAACAUCCCCUUCAUGAUUUUGGCCCGUAAAGGAGCCCGAUCAACACAUCUCAUCAAGCUUCACAAAGAGAAGGGUCCCAUUCUCCGCACCGGACCCAACAGUCUCUCCUUCAGCGAUGUCCGCGCCAUCAAGGACAUUUACGGACAUGGAACGCCUUGCACCAAGGAUGAGUCCUACGACCUGACUGCCGGCUCCCACUUUCACCUCGCCGACGUCAUUGACAAGCACGACCACGCCAGGAAGCGUAAGGUCCUUUCCUCCGCUUACGCUUUGAAGAACCUCGAAGGAUGGGAACACAAGGUCGCGGACAAGGUCGAGAGGCUAUUCAAGCAACUCGACAAGCGCUGCACUGGACCGCUUCCCAAGGGUCAGAUGUUCCCUACGCCCGAAGACUUGACGGUUGACUACCGCAAAUGGACCAACUUCUUCACCCUUGACGCCAUCGCCGACAUUGGAGCAUCCGAGCGUCUCGGACUCCUUGAUCGCGGCCACGACAGAGUCCUCGCUCAGAAUAAGGACGGCUCCACCUGGGAGGUCGGCUUGCGUGACUCUCUGUACCCUACCGCACGCAAACAGUCCCAUCUUAUUUGGACCUAUGAAAACUACAAGCUUAUCGACAAGCUUUCCAACAUCAUUCCCUACUAUCGCAAGAUGACCGAGGCCUCCAAGGGCUGGGACGGCAUCGUGCUUCAGAUUUCUUCCAACCGACUCAAGCGCUACAACGCCGGCGAGAGGCUUGAUGACUUCUUCCAGGCGCUCAUGGAGAGCAAGAAUGGCGAACCCAACAACCUCGAAUGGGGCGAAAUUGUCGCCGAGAUCAACAUCAUGAUGAACGCUGGCAGCGUCACCACCGCGAUCGCCGUCACCAACGUCCUCUACCAGCUACUCAAGAACCCGAAGUAUCUCCAACGCCUCCGCGAAGAGAUCGACAGUGUCCUCGACGCCGACGAAGUCAUCGCCCCCUACGAUAAGGUCAAGCACCUUCCCUACCUCCGCGCAUGUCUCGACGAGUCACUCCGCCUCUUCCCUCCGACGCCGCAAGGUCUGAUGCGCAAGACUCCGCCAGAGGGAUCAUACAUUAUGGGCGAGUGGGUUCCUGGAAACACCACCGUUGCCAUGUCCAGUGUUGUUGCCCACCGCGAUGAAACUGUCUUCCCAGAUGCGGACAAGUAUCUUCCAGACAGGUGGCUUGGUGAGAAGGGCAAGGAGCUUCAACCGUACUUCCUUACUUUCUCCGCGGGUGCGCGAGGGUGCAUCGGUCGCAACAUCUCGUAUCUGGAGCAGGCUGUGCUAUUGGCUUCAGUCGUUCACAGAUACGAGUUUGCCUUGCCCAGAGACUUUGAGAUGCAACGGGAGGAAACGAUGAACUGGCUGCUGGGAGAGAUGCCAGUGAAGAUCUGGAGGCGCGAGUUGGAAAGUGAGGAACACUAG
Messenger RNA from Colletotrichum karsti, 1593 nucleotides. RefSeq lists its product as uncharacterized. The transcript has 2 exons. The record is from RefSeq and is a predicted model, not a curated record. Lineage: Eukaryota; Fungi; Ascomycota; Sordariomycetes; Glomerellales; Glomerellaceae. Bases 1 to 1593 code for a protein of 530 amino acids. Gene Ontology annotation, molecular function: oxidoreductase activity, acting on paired donors, with incorporation or reduction of molecular oxygen; iron ion binding; heme binding.